AGAGAGUACCCGACUUAUUGUAUCAGAAUCCAUGUUGAUGUAGCCUUGGCUCCCGGUUGGUAACAAUAAACGCCACAAAUUCUAAGCGUAAAUUGUCCAUUCUUUCCAGGAGAAUUUGAAAUUGAGACAUGGCUGAAGUUGAGCAGACACCACAGGUGGUGGAAAGCAGUGUGGGUGGAAAUGUAGAGACUGCUCCCCCCAAACCAGAGUCGCCUCAUGCAGAGCACGGGCUGACAGACAACAUGCAGAAGAUCAUCAGUCAUGAGAAAGUGGAAGUGGAAAAGACCAAAGUGGACUUGGAAUCUCUGACAACACGGGCAUACCUGGACCAUACAGUGGUGCCCAUACUACUGCAAGGGAUGUCUGCAUUAGCUAAGGAGAGGCCACCCAACCCCAUCGAGUAUCUUGCUGGCUAUCUUUUGAAGAAUAAAGACCAGUUUGAGAGCACCAGCUAAAUAAAUCUGUUCAAGAAUUUUUUUUAAUGUGCAAACGUUCAUUAGAUUAAUAACAUUUUUGAGGCAGUUGAUCAUCCCUUGACAUUGAUAUGCGUACAUGCAUUCUGAAUGUAUUUCAUGAAAAUAUUGUAAAUUAUGGGCCAUGAGUUUGUACUAUUUCAUAGUUUUGAGUCAGACACAACUGUUUGCUUUGGUGUAAUUAUUUAGCACCUCUUGAAAUACCUUUUUUGUUUUUGUCUUCUGCAUGAGGUCCUGUUCCUGUGAUAAGAUGGACUUUUGUUGUUGUGUAAAAUGAAUGGCACAUUAUGUGGUGGGGGUAAUUUGUGUACUGAAUGAAAUACAGUCGAACCUCACUAAUAAGAGGGUGUUCAGACUUGGUACAAUUACCUUACAGGAACUUUGUGUUAUUAGGGAUGAAAACAAUGAAAAACAAAAGAUUGAGACCCCAAAAAUUCCUUGUUAUAACCAGAAUCUUGUACUAACAGUGCUCUUAUCAACGAGGUUGGACUGUAGUUCAUACUUACAAAAAUAUGGGAAAACUCCUCAUAAGUGAACUUCUAGAUGUGUAUGAACCCUUUUUCUUCAUUUUCAAGGCUAAAUUUUGGGUAGUUGUUUUUAUUUAAAUGCCAUUGGCAACUUUUGUGAUGUCAAUAAAUGGUCUUUUGUAAAUAACUCCAUGACUGAAUUUGGUACAUUGUUUGAUAUUUAAUCGUUUACACUGAGGAGGAAAGUAGAAUAAAUUCAAAAGGAAGGGAAAGGACACGAAAAA
Molecule: messenger RNA, 1224 nt
Organism: Acanthaster planci (crown-of-thorns starfish)
Lineage: Eukaryota; Metazoa; Echinodermata; Asteroidea; Valvatida; Acanthasteridae
Gene: dpy30
Product: dpy-30 histone methyltransferase complex regulatory subunit
Cellular component (GO): Set1C/COMPASS complex
Source: RefSeq, a predicted model, not a curated record